Messenger RNA from Polypterus senegalus (gray bichir), 1028 nucleotides. RefSeq lists its product as uncharacterized. The coding region runs from base 30 to 1028 and encodes 332 amino acids. The record is from RefSeq and is a predicted model, not a curated record. The transcript has 5 exons. NCBI's taxonomy places the organism in Eukaryota, Metazoa, Chordata, Cladistia, Polypteriformes, Polypteridae.
UACAGCCACGUUUAUGCAGAGCUCCACAUAUGACUUUUCUACUGAUCACCUUAGGCCCCUGCAUGUGGUAUCAAGAAGCAGUGCUUGUGACUGUAGAGAAGGGAAACUCUGUCUUGUUCAACUGUUCCCAGAAAUUUGCCAAUGCAACAAAGAUUGAAUUCUAUUGGUAUAAAGAAGAAGCCAGCCCAAUGAGUAUUUGUGAAUUCGUUCUGGAGAACAAAAGUGGGAAUAUGAGAAACUGCAAGACACGCCUGCUUGUCACUGAGUCACCAUGGCCAAUGCUGCUACUACAGGAUGUGAGGGUCAGUGACAGUGGGAGAUACAAAUGUAAGACAGAAAGAUUCAUUCCACCGCCUAAUGUUGGGGACACAAGUGAGACAAAUCUUUCUGUGGUGGGUCCUCCGGAUAUUACCCUGCAAUACACCUUCUUUAAUCACUCUUCAGACUGUGUACAGCUUUUAUGUAUUCUGGAGGACUUCUUCCCCUAUGAGGUGAAUGUAACCUGGUGGAAAGAUGGCCGGAGAGUUGAUGAGGGAGACCACCUACAGGGUCUGUUCUCUGAUCAAACUGUUAUCAUCGCAUCUUUCAACAUUUGCAAGCCCAGCUGGAAAUCAGGUGAUGUGGUUUCCUGUUUAGUAAACCACUCAGCAUCUGCUUCAGUCAUGGGCAAAAAUGUUACUCUUUACCCAAAUAAAGACACAUUAUAUACAAAUUACUGGAACAACGUCAGCAGAAUCUGUGCAAGUGCAGCAUUUAUAAUUAUGCUACUUUGCUACUGUGCAUUUAGAUAUGUUAAAGUUCAUGAUCUUUACUAUACAAGCGACAAUGAUGGCAAUGUGAACUGGUUAUCAGAUGCUAGCAAGUACAUUGAAGCUGAUGCAUACAGAACUAUACAUCUCAACCACCAUGAUAUGCCUGUUGAUUUUGGUCUCUUGAAACUUCAUCGUGGUGCAAGCAGGUUCAUGGCAAAAUGUCAAAAUGAUUGCCAUCGAGUAGAAGGACAACAAGAAAAGGCAUUAGCCUCCUAA